CUCCGUUCCAAAUUAAUUCAAUGGAGAGCUUAGACGGUUUGCUUCUCCAUAAACCUCCAUAAAACAGCGUGCACUUCUCCGUCCCCUUAGCCUUCCACACAAUAUGGUCGCACAAAGCUAUGAAACGCGAAUCAUUGUCUCUUUAGUAUUAUCUAUAAUAGCUGGAAUUGUUUCUCUGGGAUCUGUCUUUGGUUCAUGUCUGAUAAGACGGCCGAGGCAUGAUCCAAAAACAAUACCGUUCAAAUCUCUCUUCAUCCUCCUUCUAAGUCAAUCAAUGUAUCGGCCUACGUGGUGAAUUUCGUAUACCGGUCAGGAAUGUCCUUGGCUGAUAAUUCACUUUAGACAUAUAGCAUUUGCUGUUUAUUCGCUAUUUCGAAAU
Messenger RNA from Aspergillus eucalypticola CBS 122712, 379 nucleotides. RefSeq lists its product as uncharacterized. Bases 104 to 295 code for a protein of 63 amino acids. The record is from RefSeq and is a predicted model, not a curated record. Lineage: Eukaryota; Fungi; Ascomycota; Eurotiomycetes; Eurotiales; Aspergillaceae. The transcript has a single exon.